This is a messenger RNA of Momordica charantia (bitter melon), 2132 nucleotides long. RefSeq names its product U-box domain-containing protein 19. The record is from RefSeq and is a predicted model, not a curated record. Lineage: Eukaryota; Viridiplantae; Streptophyta; Magnoliopsida; Cucurbitales; Cucurbitaceae. Gene Ontology annotation, molecular function: ubiquitin-protein transferase activity; protein binding. Gene Ontology annotation, biological process: protein ubiquitination.
AUUCAAAUUUGACUUGGGAUAAACACGCGUCCAGCCACGAGUCGGGUCUGACGUUGCUUAGACCAAGCUGACAAUACCUUUGCCGCAAGUAACAUGUCGCCACCCCAUUGGUCCACGUUUCUAGGUCGGUUCGUGGAGCCCGCCGGAUCUUGCUUCAAGUUAUCGGGACUAAAAACCCGACCCGAACCCGGAGCUGAGCAAAAUCCACGAAGCCACGCAUGCCCAACGAGAACGCUCCACGUGGACAUAGUUUCGCGGCAAAUCCAACCCCCGUUUCUUAAAUUCGGAACUUGCCUUUCCCGAAAGGAAAAGAAGAAAACAGAUCUAGAAUUCGAUUUGGAUUCCAUGUUUCAUAAUUCCGACCGCUCCGAUCGUCGGAUUCUCACGUUUCCGGCGGUUCACCCGUGCGAGGCGAUUUCUCCGGCGACUCUUCUCACUUCCUUGAUCCAUCUCUGCCGCCACAUAUGCAAUUACCAAACCAAAUUCUUCGCAACCCAACGAAGAAACGGCCGCGAAGCAAUCCGACAAAUCGGCAUCCUCCAGAUAUUCUUCGAGGAGCUUCGCGACGUGUCGUCCGCUCUUCCAGAUUCGGCGGUUCUCUGUUUUUCCGAGAUUCACCUCAACUUCCAGAAAAUCCUCUUCCUCUUCGAAGAUUGCUCGCGUUCUAAUGCCAAGCUUUGGAUGUUAAUGAAGUCCCAAUUCGUCGCCACUCAAUUUUGGGUUCUAAUUCGGGCGCUCGCCACGGCUCUUGACGUUUUGCCGUUGAAUCAGAUUGAUGCGAGUGAUGAAGUGAAGGAAUUGGUUGAAUUGAUCGUUAAGCAAGCGAGAACUGCGAAAUUUGGACUCGAUAAAGACGACGAACGCACGAUGAAGCGUCUUCAAGCAAUUUUGCAGCAGUUCGAAAAGGGGAUUGAGCCGGAUUUGACCGCCAUUAAAAGGGUUCUUAAUUACCUCGAGAUUCGGAGGUGGAGUGAUUGCAAUGAAGAGAUUAAAUUCCUGGAGGAGGAGAUUAAUUUUCAGUAUUCCGAUUUGAAAGAGAGAGAUAUUCAGAUUUUGAGCAGUUUGGUGGGUUUCAUGAGUUAUAGCAGAGUGGCUCUGUUCGAAGCUCUGGAUUUUUGUGACCGGAAUCAGGCGGAGCUCCGGUGCAAUCCAGAGACUGUUAGUUGCUUAAACCCAGAAGAUUUUCGAUGCCCGAUUUCUCUGGAGCUAAUGACUGAUCCUGUUACUGUAUCCACUGGCCAGACUUACGAUCGAGCUUCGAUUCAGAAAUGGCUCGCCGCCGGGAAUUUGAUCUGCCCCAAAACAGGGGAGCGGCUGACGAGUCCAGAGCUGGUUCCGAAUUCGAGUCUUAGGAAGCUAAUUAAUCAAUUUUGUGCUGAUAAUGGGAUUUCUCUUGCGAAAUUCAGCGGUAGAAGCCAUGAUAUAACGCGAACUAUAAUUCCCGGCAGUCCGGCCGCCGCGGAAGCCAUGAAAUUCGCGGCGGAGUUUCUUCUCCGGCGGUUGGUUUUCGGAACGAGUGCGGAGAAAAAUAAGGCGGCGUAUGAGAUUCGUCUGCUGGCGAAAUCCAACAUCUUCAAUCGGUCUUGUUUGAUAAAAGCAGGGACAAUUCCGCCAUUACUAAAUCUUCUCUCCUCUACGGACAAACCCACACAGGAAAACGCCAUUGCUGCUAUUUUGAAGCUUUCGAAGCAUUCCACCGGGAAGAUUUUGGUCGUGGAAAGUGGGGGAUUAGAUCCAAUUCUCUCUGUUCUGAAGUCUGGGUUUUGUUUGGAAGCUCGUCAAUUAGCAGCCGCCACAUUGUUUUACCUGUCGUCAGUCAAGGAAUACCGGAAAUUGAUCGGAGAAAACACGGAGUCGAUUACAGGACUCGUCGAGCUCAUCAAAGAGGGGACAAUUUGUGGGAAAAAGAACGCAGUGGUCGCCAUUUUCGGGCUCUUACUCUACCCGAAGAACAACAGAAGGGUCAUAAAUUCCGGCAUAAUCCCGGUGCUAAUUGAUAUAAUCGCCUCCUCCGACAAUGGCGAGCUAAUUUCCGAUUCGCUCGCAGUAAUCGCAGCCUUGGCCGAGAGUUCAGAAGGAGCCAAUGCAAUUCUAGAAUUCUCUGCUCUGCCUCUGCUUAUUAGAACUCUGCA